AGUGGGACUGCGGACAGUGCAGGCGCCUCUCUGGUGAGUGGGACUGCAGUCUCUGCAGGCGUCUCUCUGGUGAGUGGGACUGCAGUCUGUGCAGGCGUCUCUCUGGUGAGUGGGACUGCAGUCUGUGCAGGCGUCUCUCUGGUGAGUGGGACUGCAGUCUGUGCAGGCGUCUCUCUGGUGAGUGGGACUGCAGUCUCUGCAGACGUCUCUCUGGUGAGUGGGACUGCAGUCUGUGCAGGCGUCUCUCUGCUGAGUGGGACUGCGGACAGUGCAGGCGCCUCUCUGGUGAGUGGGACUGCAGUCUCUGCAGGCGUCUCUCUGGUGAGUGGGACUGCAGUCUGUGCAGGCGUCUCUCUGGUGAGUGGGACUGCGGUCUGUGCAGGCGUCUCUCUGGUGAGUGGGACUGCAGUCUGUGCAGGCGUCUCUCUGGUGAGUGGGACUGCAGUCUCUGCAGGCGUCUCUCUGAUGAGUGGGACUGCAGUCUGUGCAGGCGUCUCUCUGGUGAGUGGGACUGCGGACAGUGCAGGCGCCUCUCUGGUGAGUGGGACUGCAGUCUCUGCAGGCGUCUCUCUGGUGAGUGGGACUGCAGUCUGUGCAGGCGUCUCUCUGGUGAGUGGGACUGCGGUCUGUGCAGGCGUCUCUCUGGUGAGUGGGACUGCAGUCUGUGCAGGCGUCUCUCUGGUGAGUGGGACUGCAGUCUGUGCAGGCGUCUCUCUGGUGAGUGGGACUGCAGUCUCUGCAGGUGUCUCUCUGGUGAGUGGGACUGCAGUCUGUGCAGGCGUCUCUCUGGUGAGUGGGACUGCGGACAGUGCAGGCGCCUCUCUGGUGAGUGGGACUGCAGUCUCUGCAGGCGUCUCUCUGGUG
Messenger RNA from Hypanus sabinus (Atlantic stingray), 864 nucleotides. RefSeq lists its product as uncharacterized. The record is from RefSeq and is a predicted model, not a curated record. The annotation marks the transcript as partial. The transcript has a single exon. Lineage: Eukaryota; Metazoa; Chordata; Chondrichthyes; Myliobatiformes; Dasyatidae.